Acytostelium subglobosum LB1 is the source of this 780-nucleotide messenger RNA. RefSeq lists its product as hypothetical. Bases 1 to 780 code for a protein of 259 amino acids. The transcript is spliced from 5 exons. Gene Ontology annotation, cellular component: COP9 signalosome. NCBI's taxonomy places the organism in Eukaryota, Evosea, Eumycetozoa, Acytosteliales, Acytosteliaceae. The record is from RefSeq and is a predicted model, not a curated record.
AUGAGUCAAACAGCUGAUGUGUUAACAGAUGGUACAGCUUUGAAGCAAUACAUUGUACUGGCAAAGGGAAACAAGGGAAGAGCUUGUGCUGCCCUCAUCGAACAGGUAUUGGCCAAUCCCAAUGUCUUUGUCUUUGGUGAGCUGUUAGAUAUGCCCAAUGUACAAGCUCUGCAACAAUCAGAGUUCAAGUCCUCCUAUGACUUGCUCAAUAUAUUCGCAUUUGGAACCUAUAAUGAAUAUCUCAAGAACAAAGACGCAUUGCCAGCACUUACACCAGCGAUGAUCACAAAGCUAAGACAGCUGACAAUUGUAUAUUUAUCCACAGUCUCAAAGGUCAUCCCCUACGCCAUACUCCAAGAGCAACUCGGAAUACAGAGUCUCAGAGAGUUGGAAGACUUGAUUAUCGAAUCCAUUUACCAAAAUGUCAUCAAGGGAAAGCUUGACCAGAAGAACAAGCACUUAGAGAUAGAGUUUGCCAUUGGCAGAGAUGUAUCGAUUGGCCAGAUCGACAAUGUUAUUGCCACGCUGGACAAUUGGAUUGGAACAUCUGAUACAUUGUUGAACAACAUUACCUCGCUUAUGGAGCAUGCUGAUAAGGUGCACCACAAGAACCGUGUCGAUAGAGAUGAGUUGGCCAGCAGGAUCGAGGUGGCCAAGUCACAGAUCAAGCCAGAGAUGGCCACUGACAUGUCCGCACAUCCAUUCGAGUCACAUGAAUACAUGGAUGAGAGAAUGAGGAAAGGAAGCAAGUUGAAGAUGAAAGAGUCGUUCAGAAAAUAG